Messenger RNA from Ananas comosus (pineapple), 2261 nucleotides. Its product is annotated as heterodimeric geranylgeranyl pyrophosphate synthase large subunit 1, chloroplastic. The record is from RefSeq and is a predicted model, not a curated record. The transcript has 2 exons. Gene Ontology annotation, biological process: isoprenoid biosynthetic process. Gene Ontology annotation, molecular function: geranylgeranyl diphosphate synthase activity. NCBI's taxonomy places the organism in Eukaryota, Viridiplantae, Streptophyta, Magnoliopsida, Poales, Bromeliaceae. Bases 200 to 1234 code for a protein of 344 amino acids.
UUCUUGUUCUUCUCCGUCCUAAUUAGUAAUUAUACCCCCACUUUCUCAAUUUAUUUUUUAGCCCACGCAUUUCUCCGUUAAUUACGACUUUUGCCAUUGCGCGUGUGGAGGUAGGUGUUUAUCCCUUCGCGUGAUCUAUAAAAUCGGCUUCCCCGCGAAGCGCCUUUUCGGUGAAUCCCGAUCGAGCUCGACAAUCGACAUGGCCUCGUCCUCUUUCGCCGCCGCUUCGCACCUCCUCUACCCCGCCGCGCUCGUCGGCUCCUCCUUCGCCCCCCGCCGCGGCCGCCCCGCCGCGGCGGUCCCGGCGGCGGUGGAGGGGGGGAGGGAGUUCGAUUUCAAGGGGUACAUGGUGGCGAGGGCGGCGGCGGUGAACCGCGCGCUGGACGCGGCGGUGCCGGUGGCGUACCCGGAGCGGGUGCACGAGGCGAUGCGGUACUCGCUCCUGGGCGGGGGGAAGCGCGUGCGCCCCGUGCUGUGCCUCGCGGCGUGCGAGCUCGUGGGGGGCCGGGAGCCCCUGGCGCUGCCCCCCGCGUGCGCCGUGGAGAUGAUCCACACCAUGUCGCUCAUCCACGACGACCUGCCCUGCAUGGACGACGACGACCUCCGCCGCGGCCAGCCCACCUGCCACGUCGUCUACGGCGAGCCCCUCGCCGUCCUCGCCGGCGACGCCCUCCUCGCCCUCGCCUUCCGCCACCUCGCCGACCCCUCCUCCUACCCCUCCGACGACCUGCACCCCCCCGCCCCUCGCCUCCUCCGCGCCGUCGCCGAGCUCGCCCGCUGCAUCGGCGCCGAGGGCCUCGUCGCCGGCCAGGCCGUCGACCUCGAGUCCACCGGCCUCGCCGACCCCGUUUCCCUCGACCGCCUCGAGUACAUCCACCUCCACAAGACCGCCAGCCUGCUCGAGGCCUCCGUCGUGCUCGGCGCCAUCGUCGGCGGCGGGUCCGACGACCAGGUCGAGCGCCUCCGCCGCUACGCCCGCUGCAUCGGCCUCCUCUUCCAGGUCGUCGACGACAUCCUCGACGUCACCAAGUCCUCCCAGGAGCUCGGCAAGACCGCCGGCAAGGACCUCGCCAGCGACAAGUCCACCUACCCCAAGCUCCUCGGCCUCGACAAGUCGCGGCAAUUCGCCGAGCAGCUUCUCUGCGAUGCCAAGGACCAGAUCGCGGCCUUCGAUCCCGCAAAGGCGGCGCCUUUGCUUCAUCUCGCCAACUACAUCGCUUACCGCCAGAAAUAGCUACGCAGAUUUCGAGUUCUUCGGUUGCCCAGGCACCAAAUUUGGGUACACAGUUUGAAAGGCUCAAUUCCUCUGCUAUAGUCAAUAGUUUUAAGUUGUGCUUUUGCUGCUGCUGCUGCUGCUGCUGCUGCUGCUGCUUAGAUGCAUGCUAAUUCAUGUCAUAGUAAAAUAUGUAGUUUAUCAGUUAUUGAAGCUUCUUCCUCUACGCGUGAGUUCGAUUCUACGCUCUAGGAAAGAGGAUCAGUAGUUUUUUAGUGUCGGAAUUCAUCUAGUGCGGAUAAUGUAAAGCUUAUCGGAGAUAACAUGAAGAUGUAUCGGGUUGACAUCGAUGCAUCUUCAUCUAGUCAUGAAUAAACAAUAUUUGCGGGUGAGCUUCUAAAAAAUUCCGUCUCCUUUCCGACUCUGUAGUGCCUGAGAAACCAUCCUUUCAAUGAAUUCUAAUCCUCUUUACUUAGAUGUGAUGCAAUUUAUAAAGCAUUUUCACUGGUGUCGGGUCUCAAUGUGCUCUGCUUGGAAACUCAUUCAUGGUUAGUGAGGGAAAAAUCAUGGGUGUGGAAAGAUGUAUGUUGGUUAUACUAUUUACUCAAUUUAUGGGAAUUUACACUUUGUUUUCUCUACAGAUGUAUACUGCUGCUAAACCAUAAACAUCUCUAUCGAAGAGCAAAUACUUUACCAUUAUUAGCUGAGACUUCGUAUCGGUCUGAAGUAUGUUUAUGAUAUGACAAAAAGAAAAAGAAGAAAAGGUAAUGUUUUCUCUGUAAUUCUCAUUGCGCAUUAUAUGGCUCUUCUAUCUUAACCAAAAUAUGUUAUAUAGCAGCAUUGAAACCCUUCUAGUGUCUCUUUUUGUUUUCCGCUUUACUAGAGGUGUGUUUAUAGUCUGUUAUGUGCGAUGAAAGCAGACGAUUUAAGCAGCUACAAGGUUAUGCCUUCUCUCUCAACUGAAGUAUGUUUUCUUUUCGAUAGAGUGUAUGACAGAACAGUUUAUUUCAAUAAGAAGCAUAUGAAAAGGUUUUAAUGUCGUGGAAAA